AAUCCAUUGAACCACAAGUAAUUAGUUCCAUACACCUAAAAUAUCAUCUUUAACCUCUGCCUUUCCUUUUUCAGGCUUUCUUUUGUGUUCCUCACUUCACUCAUCUGCACUUAAUCUAAUCUAAUUCCAUAAUCAUACACAAAAACAAAACCCAAUCAAAUCCUACAAUUUCAUCUAAUCUUAGCACCCUUUGUCUUUAGAUCCUCCAUACAUAAUUAAUUCACACAGUAUAAUAUUCUUUGAUGUUAUUAAUAAAUCAUAUAUAGUGGUACAAGGAAUCUCCUUUUUUUUGUAGAUUCAAAGAAUAAUGGGGAAUGUUAAUGGAAGAGAAGAUUUAGAAGAAGGCGGAGGCAAUAUUAUCCCAUCUGGGGUUGAGGAGGUUGAUGAGGUUGAUUCUGGUGGGGCCCAAGAAAUUAUGGCCGUUCAGCAGGUUGAUGGAGAGUUCAUGGGUCAAUCUCCACCGUCCAGUCCUAGGGCUUCUGCUUCACCUUUGAUGUUUCGACCUGAGAUGCCAGUGGUUCCUCUACAAAGACCCGAUGAGGGGCACGGACCAAGCCUUUCAUGGCCGCAAACUGCUUCAGAGUAUGAAGAAACCGACGAGCAAGGAGUUCCAAUCCUGAUAUCUUGGACACAUGAGGGCAAAGAAGUUGUUGUGGAGGGUUCAUGGGAUAAUUGGAAAUCAAGGAUGCCUCUGCAAAAAUCAGGGAAAGAUUUCACCAUUUUGAAGGUGCUUCCUUCAGGGGUUUACCAAUAUAGGUUUAUAGUUGAUGGACAAUGGCGGUGUUCCCCUGACAUGCCAUGUAUUCAGGAUGAAGCAGGGAAUGCUUACAAUCUUUUAGACGUGAAGGAUUACGUUCCAGAAGACAUUGAGAGCAUUUCUGGUUUUGAACCUCCUCAAUCCCCAGAUUCCAGCUACAAUAACUUGCACCUUGGAGCUGAGGACUAUGCAAAGGAGCCGCCCGUGGUCCCACCCCAUCUACAGAUGACCUUGCUUAAUGCCCCUUCAUCUCACAUGGAAAUUCCACCUCCGCUUUCGAGGCCUCAGCACGUGGUGCUUAACCAUCUCUACAUGCAGAAAGGCAGGAGUACUCCUUCUGUGGUAGCACUUGGUUCAACUAACCGGUUCCUGUCCAAAUACGUGACUGUGGUUCUUUACAAGUCGAUACAGAGGUGAAAGUUCGCAAACCUAUCUUUAUGAUAGUCUUAAAUAACUCAAAUAUUAGUAGCAACAUAGACCAGGAGGUCAGCGGUUCGAGCCGUGUAAACAGUCUCCCGCAGAAAUGCAGGGUAAGACUGCUUACAAUAGACCCCUGUGGUCCGGCUCUUCCCUGGUCAUAGCGGGAAUUUAGUGCACCGGGCUGCCCACUAGUAGCAACAUAUUAGAAGUCAAGCAUGUGGCUCAUGGAUACUGCAGUUAAAAGCAAAAGGCAGUAUAGGUAAUGCUUAGAAGUUUUAAUGGUAGCAAAGCUUGACUGUGACUUCCUCCAUUUACUUUGCCAUCUUUCUCAUUUGGGCCUUCUUUCUUUAACACACAAUUGAUCAAUUCCGAUUCUUUCU
This is a messenger RNA of Nicotiana tabacum (common tobacco), 1557 nucleotides long. RefSeq names its product SNF1-related protein kinase regulatory subunit beta-2. Gene Ontology annotation, molecular function: protein binding. The record is from RefSeq and is a predicted model, not a curated record. NCBI's taxonomy places the organism in Eukaryota, Viridiplantae, Streptophyta, Magnoliopsida, Solanales, Solanaceae.